GCCGUUGAUUCCCGCUAAUCAAUAAACCUCAAUCAACGCUUCCCUUGUACGGUCAACAAUUUUCCCUUUCUUUUUGCCCCUAUUCAAUUUUGUUUAGGGUUUCUUCUUUUUUGCCCCCUUCUCCUGUAUAAAAACACUUGUAAAUUCAGAGCAAACAAGCUGCACAGAGAGCUAGAAUUUUUUGUUUUAAUCAUUCAGUGAUGGAGCCUCGAGUGGCCAAUAAGUUUCGACUCGGCCGGAAGAUCGGCAGUGGAUCCUUCGGAGAGAUUUAUCUGGGUACUAAUAUUCAAACGAACGAGGUGGUCGCAAUUAAGUUGGAAAACGUUAAGACAAAGCAUCCUCAAUUGCUGUAUGAAUCAAAAUUAUAUAAGAUGCUACAGGGAGGAACUGGAAUUCCAAAUGUUAAAUGGUUUGGUAUUGAAGGGGACUACAAUGUCCUUGUUAUGGAUUUACUGGGGCCUAGCCUCGAGGAUUUAUUCAACUUCUGCCGUAGGAAGUUGUCACUGAAGACUGUUCUUAUGCUUGCAGACCAGAUGUUAAAUAGGAUUGAAUUUGUUCAUUCCAAGUUAUUUCUACAUCGAGAUAUCAAACCAGACAACUUUCUGAUGGGCUUAGGACAGCAUGUGAAUGGGGUCUACAUCAUUGAUUUUGGUCUGGCUAAGAAGUAUAGAGAUACCACAACACAACAGCAUAUUCCUUAUAGAGAAAAUAAGAAUUUAACAGGAACCGCAAGAUAUGCAAGCAUGAACACUCACCUUGGUAUUGAACAAAGCCGGAGGGAUGAUUUAGAGUCACUUGGAUACGUUUUUAUGUACUUCUUAAGGGGAAGCCUUCCCUGGCAGGGUCUGAAAGCUGGAACAAAGAAGCAAAAGUAUGAGAAGAUUUGUGAAAAGAAAGUAUCAACUUCUAUUGAGGUGCUGUGUCAAGGUUAUCCUACAGAAUUUGCAUCCUACUUCCAUUAUUGUCGGGCACUUUGUUUUGAUGAAAAACCAGAUUAUGCUUAUCUUAGGCGCCUAUUUCAUGACCUUUUUAUUCGUGAAGGUUUCCAGUUUGAUGAUGUGUUUGAUUGGACAAUGAAGUUUUGGCAAUCAAAAAAUUCCAAUCUGCCUCCCCAUGCACUUGGUGCUGGACCAAGUUCUGGCAUUCCUCUUGCAGGUGCUGUUGUGGAUAGGCAAUCAGGUGGAGAAGAAGGUAGACCUACUGGUUUUUCAUCAAUCCUUUCAACUCGUAGAACUUACUCUGGACCAACUGUAAAUUCUGGAAUCUUAGCUAAAGAAAAAGGUCCAGUGGCAAACGAUCCACCUCUUGGUAAAGAUGCUAUGGUGAGUAGAGUGAUUAUCCCAUUGCAUUUACUUCCUGGCAAUGCUAUUGCAUAUAAACUGAUUUCAGACUGCCUCAUCACCACUGAAGUUUUAAUAUUAAUUUUAAAUUAUGUCAUAGCAAGGACCACAUACCGUCGAUUAAUGUUGUAGCUACUAGUAUUGGUGCUGGUAUGUAUACUUAUAUUUGGUUCGUUCAGUUUCUGAAGACCAGUAAAUUUGGUAGAAGCCAUUGGUUUUAAAAGAAUUCUUGGCAGUUUUUGCUUUUCUAGUAAAUCUGCAGUCUGUUCUGCUAUCUGAUUCUCCCCUCCUAAUUCCCAUGCUUUUGCUGUCUUAUUAUUUGGAUUGCAUAUCUGUAAUGUGUACUCUGACUUGUGCAGUUAUCCAGUUCCAGCUUUUUGAGGAAUAUUGGAUCUUCAAGGCAAGCUGCUGCCUCUAGCAGUGCAGCAAUAAUGGGAACUAAUUCAGACCCCCAUCUUCCUUACAUCUCUGAUACUAGUGGGCAAAGAACCUCACCUGUACCAUCAUCAGACAACAGGCACUUGUCUUCAAGUAGAAACACAUCAAACAUAAAGAACUUUGAGUCCACUCUUAGGGGCAUUGAAAGCCUGCAUUUCAGUAAUGACAAGAGGUUACACUAUUAGCAGACAAUGACCUUAAAUUCUUGUCUCCUGUAUAUUUUACAAAGGUAUGCUUUUUUAUCCCCUCAGAGUGGAAUAUGUUUGUGUUGUGUUUAUAGAGAAGUCCUAAGUCUGAAAAGUUAACUACAACUCUGGAAGUUGGGGGAACUGAAACCUUACUGUAAGUGCUAACAAGGAGAUACUGGAAGAAUUAGAUCCCCAACAAAAUCAACCUAGGUCCAGUGAUUUUAUUGUAAGUACCUAGGUAGACCGGUUUCUAUCAAAAUACAGUUUUACAUGCCUUUCUUAUUCACAGUUAAUUCCCUUAUAUCAUGUACAGCAUCAUGUUAAUGCUCAAUUAAUAGUUCAAAACUAUGUAAGCUCAAAAUCAUUUUCAA
Rubroshorea leprosula is the source of this 2337-nucleotide messenger RNA. The record is from the annotation of a GenBank genome assembly. NCBI's taxonomy places the organism in Eukaryota, Viridiplantae, Streptophyta, Magnoliopsida, Malvales, Dipterocarpaceae.